Molecule: messenger RNA, 2643 nt
Organism: Vicia villosa (hairy vetch)
Lineage: Eukaryota; Viridiplantae; Streptophyta; Magnoliopsida; Fabales; Fabaceae
Product: (E,E)-geranyllinalool synthase-like
Exons: 11
Coding region: 1-2421 (806 amino acids)
Biological process (GO): diterpenoid biosynthetic process
Molecular function (GO): magnesium ion binding; terpene synthase activity
Source: RefSeq, a predicted model, not a curated record
AUGGAACUUCCAUUAUCUUGCAUCGAACGUAGAGUUCAAAAGAUAAAGAAAAACAUAUUUUCUUCAAAUUUUGAUAUAUAUUCUUUUGUAUGUUUUUCUACUUACGACACUGCAUGGUUAGCAAUGAUACCUGAUUCAAAAUAUCCUUCACAACCUAUGUUCAAGAAUUACUUAGAGUGGUUGAUCAAGAAUCAAAAACCAGAAGGGUUUUGGGGAGAGAGUGACACCAUUGAAUGUCUUCCGGCAACUAUUGUUUCAAUGGUUGCACUCACAAAGUGGAACACUGGCACGUUAAUGGUAGAGAAAGGACGAUCAUUUAUUGAUGCAAAUAUUGAUAAGCUGCUGAAUGAAGUGAAAGAUGAGUGCCCUCGCUGGCUUGCUAUUGUUCUCCCUGCAAUCAUUGAACUUGCUGAUAUCGUCGGUUUAGACUUGCACUUCCAACAAUCAACAAGGGAUACCAUGUCAUAUAUUAAUAACCGUCGCAAAAGCAUUCUUAAAAAGGAGGAGGUUGCAGGGGAUUUUAGUUGUUACGCUCCUUUACUGUCAUACCUUGAAGCUCUACCUCCAUCAUAUUUUGAUGAAAAAGAUAUAUGUAAAAAUUUGAGUGAAGAUGGUUCAUUGUUCCAAUCUCCCUCUGCCACCGCAAAAGCAUUCAUGGAUUAUGGAAACAAAAAAUGCCUUUCAUAUUUACAGGCCUUGUCACAAAGAUGCCCGAAAGCAGUUCCACAAGCAUAUUCAAUGGAGGAGGAUUAUAUAAAGCUUUGCAUUGCCAACCAAUUGCAUAGAUUUGGAUUGGGAGAGUACUUUGUAAGAGAGAUUGAAGUACUUUUAUCACAAGUUUAUAGGAACUAUAAUAAUGAGGCAAGUUCAGUGGUAAGAGCAUUGAAUAAGAAUACUAUGCAACUUCAGAAAGAUGCUAUGGCAUUUGAGCUCUUAAGGACAUAUGGAUUCAAAGUAUCACCAUUGCGAUUUUGUUGGUUUUUAAACCACGAUGAAACCAAAGCUGAGAUUGAGAAUAAUUACGAGCAGUUCUCAAGUGCAAUGUUUCACGUGUUCAGAGCUUCGAACUUAAUGUUCUGUGGAGAAUAUGAACUUGAGGAAGCUAGAAGCUUUUCUAGGAAAAUACUUGAGAAAAUCGUUUCAACAGGUAAAAGAGGCUUAUCGCAACAAAUAGAGCACGAGUUGAGUCUUCCAUGGUUUGCUCGAUUGGAUCAUUUAGAGCAUAGAAUGUGGAUAGAAGAAACAGAAGCCAACACUCUAUGGAAAGGGAAGACAUCACAUAACAGAGUAUCAUGUCUCUAUAAUGACGAAUUGCUACAACUUGCAUCUCUAAGCUUUGAGUUUAAGCAAUUGAUAUACAAAAACGAGCUUAAAGAAAUAAAGAGGUGGGCUGAAAAGUAUGGUAUGAGUGAUAUGGGUUUUGGCAGAGAAAAAAGCACUUAUUGUUACUUCGCUGCUGCUGCUAGUUUAACAUCCCUCCCUCAUGACUCUUACGUACGGAUGUUUGUAGCUAAAACUGCUAUUAUAAUCACAGUUGCUGAUGAUUUCUUUGAUAGUGUUGGUUCUCUCAAUGAACUAGAAAUCCUCACAGAAGCAGUUCUAAGGUGGGAUACCAGAGGCCUAAGCAGCCAUAGCAAAGUUAUAUUUGAUGCACUUGACGAUCUUAUAAGUGAAGCUACUAGAAAAUAUCUCCAACAAGAAGGAACUUCUGAUGAUAUCUCAAGAAACUUAAAAGAUCUAUGGUAUGAAAUUUUCUUGUCAUGGCUCAUAGAAGCAAACUGGAGCAGAAAUGGACACAAACCAUCUAUUGAUCAUUACCUCGAAACAGGCAUGACUUCAAUUGGCGCACAUCUCAUUGUGCUUUCGUCUUCGUGUUUUAUGAAACCAUUCGAGAAACAUAGGCUAAAACCAUAUGAGCCAUUAACAAAUCUAUUAAUGGUCAUUUCUCGUUUGUUAAAUGAUCUCGAGAGUUAUCAGAAGGAAAUGGAAGAAGGGAAAUUGAAUUAUGUUUUGGUCAACAUGAUGGAGAACCCUGAAUUCGAAAUUGAAGAUUCAAUUGCGUUUGUGAGGGAAAUAGUCGAGAAAAAGAAGAAAGAGUUUCUUGAACUUGUUCUAAUUGACGGAUUAAGUGAUUUUCCUAAGCCUAGCAAGCAACUUCAUUUAUCAUGCUUGAAAGUUUUUCAGAUGUUUUUCAACUCUAAAAACAGUUUUGAUUCUAAUACAGAUAUGGUGGAGGAUAUAAACAAAGCAAUAUAUCUUCCUUUGAGUAGAACUUCAAUGUGUCUCUCAACUCAAAAAUUCCCUAAGAAGAAACAUAUUAUAUCAAAAAUUCAUAUGAAUUUCCCAUUGAAACAUUAUAGUAAGAUAAGUUUCAACGGAAUGAGAUUAAUGACACCUAAAAUUGGGAUUGGAUUCAUUUGAAUUAGAUAAAAGGAGAGGGACUGGUAUAUAUAAAAUGGAAAGUUUAUACCAUUUGUAUACAUCUAUAGCUACAAAUAAAUGUUGUUCGCUUGUUUUUGUAUAAUGUAAAUGUGAGAAGAAAUUGAUCACUUCAAAUAUUAGAUACCAUGAAACUAUAUUCAAUUAAACAAGAACUACGAUAUCAAAAAAGUAUUCUUUGUUGCAUAAUGAUCUGAGUUAAUA